Planococcus citri (citrus mealybug) is the source of this 8441-nucleotide messenger RNA. It is a transcript of the gene DIP2, whose product is annotated as disco-interacting protein 2. The transcript has 27 exons. The coding region runs from base 941 to 7327 and encodes 2128 amino acids. Lineage: Eukaryota; Metazoa; Arthropoda; Insecta; Hemiptera; Pseudococcidae. The record is from RefSeq and is a predicted model, not a curated record.
CGAUAUAAGGUUCAAUACACGAUGACAAGAGUCUAUUCGGUCUGGCUUUGUGUGCUUUUGUCUUGAACGAAGGCAGGGUGAGGCAGAGGUGGUAGAGAAGCCGAAGAUUUCGGGUAUCUUCUUUUUCAUCGAAGACUAUAGAGAAAGAAGGAUGGAGGGAAAGGGACGAAGACACGGCGAUGAAUCGAUACGACGGUAUAAUUAUCGUAUCUAUCUACGAUUAACCGGUUAAAAGGGAUUUGAUAUAACGGGCUGAGGAGAUUGCGUUGUGUGUGUGUGGGUAUUACAAUGAAACGAAAUGGAAAAAAAAAGUCGUCUUGUGGAUGAUACGGAGGAGAGCGCGCGAGAAGAGCAAGAAUGGUUCGCGAUGGAACUAACAACACAACCGGUCCAGUCUGUGAUGACGUCCUUGCGGAGCGUACUGUGGCCUAGCUGACCUCCCGCUGUAAACAAGACGACGACGGCGUGAGGUAGAUUUACCAUUCGGCAUUCGGCUCGACGCUCGACGCAGAGCUCAUGUUAGUCGAAUAGUAGAUCGCUCGAUGGUGGCACGUUCGAUGUUGUGUAUCGUGUUGUUGCCGACGACGAGUUUGUUGUUCAACGAGUGCCCAGUGUUGUGUUGUGUGUGAAGUGUUGUUUAUGUGUCGCGUUAUUCGCGCAGCAAAUUUAUCGCGAGCUCGCAGCGUGCUAUAUUUUGGUGAAAUUCAAUCGCGAAGUUAUAAAAAUUUUGAGGGGCAAAAUUUCGGCCAAAUGACGUAAUUGGUUCGAUUAGUUGACGUGUAUCUAUAUCGGGUUUUAUCGUGAUGAAAAUUGGCAAUUUUUCGGGAAAUUUUAUCUCACAUGCGUUUCGUUGGUUGUGAACGGUGCAAGUGUCGAGAUAGAAGAGUAUAUUCUUCGUUAUAGUGGUUGCUGAAAAUACGACGAUGCAUUCUACAGCGCGAUGAAAUCGUUAACUUUGGACAGCCUGCGCCGGCUCAUCGGCAGGCAUCGCAAGAAAGACAAACACGAGUCGUCGUUCAAACGUAGCGAAUCGUUCAAACGUAUCUCCAUCAAGAAGAACUACCUGGACAGGGGUGGAAAAUGUCGAAAUCCGGCAGCCGGAGCGAAAUUUGCUCAAAAGAAGAACGCCACCGUCAUCUGCGAGACACCGGAGAUAGAUCCUGCCUCACCAACCAGCUCGGUCAUCAAGGAAUCUGCUAAAUCGAGCGAAUCCCCACCGGUGGCCGCUUCGGGCGAAUCGUUGAUCAUCGAUUACGGCGAAUGGAUUCGAUGUAUUCAGCAAGAAGACGUAGAUACGACGAAAAAAGGAUCCGAGUCUUCGCUGGAGGUGACGAAAUUAGACAGGUCGCCGAUUUUGACCCCCAAACGAUUCCCAUUGUCGAGUAAAGGAUCGUCUAGCGAACUCGACGACGGUAGCAGGACCGAUUCGGCGAUUAGCGUUAGUUUGGGCAGGAUCUGGAUGGAUGCACCUUUGGCCAUGACGAAUUCACCCCGAAGUCUCGAACUACCCAGACCGGUAUCGGUCGUCGAGCUCAAUCCGAACGGCCAGCGAGCUCAUCAUUCUUUAGACAGCGCUUUGAAGGAUAAAAAAGACGACGUUCCGGCGUUCCGAGGAGCGACAUCGGCGUACCGAGCAGGAUUAUCGGGCAAAAUACCCUAUAACAGGACAUCUUCCGAAUUGCUCAGCUCGAGUAAAGAUUCCGGGUUCUCGUUUUCCAUCUCGAUACCAAGACUGUCGCCGGUUCUAUCUCAAGGUCAUGGCUUUUUCCGCAAGAAGAAACCGGUCAAAAGUUCGAAAAAGUAUAGCUCCGGCGCAUCAGAAUGUCGCCGAACACCCUCUUCGUGCGGAUCCGGCGGCGGCGGCGCUAAAAACGUUCGAACUCGUAGAACCAGGCAGCAGGGCUCGUCGAGAAACGAUUCGGAUUUGUAUCAGGUGGUGAUAAAUCGACCUCCUAGAUCGUUAGACGCGUUAAAAUUAGAUCCGAUUAUUUUCGUACCACCCGAGAAACGUAAAUCUACCAUUAAAAAGGUGUACGAAGUACGAGAGAUCAGAGACUACUGCACGCCGUGCGAUGCUCAAUUGCUGCUCGAAGACGAAAGCGAUAAUCUGGAAGAAUUAUACGAAGUGAUCUCCGAUGAACGCGAAGCACCCCCGUAUACGAGUAGAACGACCAACAGCACUACUGAUUUGUGGACAUCCGAAGAUGAAGAUGUGGACAUGUUACCAGGCAUUUCGCCAGCCCAGCAGGCCAACUAUUCUCCUAAUCUGAAACGACGUCCGGUAGCGAGGAAGAAAUCGUCGCGAAGAAAUAUCAGAUACGUCGCCAAACCAAUACAUCGUGCUCCGUCCACGUUAAAACGUAAUAGACGUAUAGUGAAGAAAACCAAUGGCGACAUCACGCAGAAAGGAUAUGAAAAGAAACGUGGCAGAUUACUCGCACCUUAUGUACCAAAGGAACCUACUCAAGCUUCGGCUCCUUCGAGUGGUAACCGUCACUCGUCCAGUAGCCAGCAUCAUUCGUCGCAGCAAAGCUCCUCGUCUCAUUCGCACCAAUCCCAUCAUUCUCAGCAACAAUACCAUCAUCAUCAGCAACAGCAACAACAACAACAACAACAACAGCAUCAUCAACAGCAACAGCAGCAACAACAACAGUCUCAACAAUACGAGCAAAAAUCGCGUAGAAAUCAAAGACGUUUGACGCAUAAUGAGAAACGUUAUCAUUCAGAAGUGAGACAAGAAGCGGUCCAGCAAGCGUUGGCCGCGAUGCAGAAUCAACCAAAGCCAUCUCUUCCGAUGCCAUCGAAAAGGACCUCAGUUAUGGCCAGAAGUCCGGAUCGUGCCAGACAUGGAAGUGCUUCUAGUUCAGACGACGAGAGCGUCGGCGACAACAGUACGCCGGAACGCGAUCGGAUGCGAGCCAUUUCCCAUACGCCAUCACAGUCAGAUACCAGCAGUACCGGUUCGUCGAGAGAUAACCAUCGGCAACAGAAUCAAAGGCAACAGAUGAGGUUACCAAAUGGCGGCCCUAAUCGAACAGGUUGGCAAAACGACGAACAGCCACCACGAAUACAAGAACGAGUCAAAGACGAAGAUUUACCAUUACCACUGCCACCUAGAAAUGUAAUUAAACACGACGUCACAGACGCUCCUAAUGACGUUUCGUCCACCAAUUCCAGACCACCUAUGCAACCGCCUGAUGUUACUCACAAUACGUAUUCUAUAUUACCUAGAAGAUCAGCACCGGCCGAUCGGGUUAAUCGUUUUAGUCAAUCGAGAUGCUCGUCCGACGAUGGCACUGGUACUGGAAGAUGGAAAGUAUCUGCUAAAAUUCAACAAUUGCUGAACACAUUGAAGCGUCCGAAACGACGCCCGUUACCGGAAUUCUACGAAGACGACGAUAUCGAACUGGAGAUCGCGGCUAAUCCGAAAGAUCCUCACGCUCCGCAUCCGGAAGGAGGCACCAUGACUCCGGCUGUCGGAGAACCGCUCAUUGUACCUUCGGGAUUACCUCGUAAUUUGGAAGCUGCCAUACAAAGAUACGGUUCGGCAACUUUCAAAGCUCCAGUCGGCACCGUUCUCGAUCCAAAUGGAAAGCUGAGCUUUACCUUAACUUAUGGUAAAUUACUCAGUAGAUCUCAUAAAGUAGCUUACAUGUUGCUCAAUAAAUCGUGGGGAGGUAAAGGAGGCGAAUCGUGCCUAAAAAGUGGCGAUCGAGUUGCUCUAGUCUAUCCGAAUAGUGAUCCGAUUAACUUUUUGUGCGCCUUUUACGGUUGCAUGUUCGCUGGAAUUGUACCAGUUCCUAUCGAAGUACCGUUGACCCGAAGAGAUGCCGGAUCUCAGCAAAUAGGUUUUUUACUCGGUAGCUGCAGCGUUUCAGUUGCGUUGACUAGUGAAGCCUGCUUGAAAGGAUUACCCAAGACUACAACCGGCGAGGUGAUCUCGUUUAAAGGAUGGCCCAAGUUAACCUGGGUCGUAACCGAGCACCUACCUAGACCUCCUAAAGACUGGUCACCGAUGCCGAAGCUGACUGAUGAUACUCCGGCCUACAUCGAAUAUUCGACCGAUAAAGAUGGCUCAGUGAUGGGAGUGACGAUUACAAGAACAUCUAUGCUGACGCAUUGUCGAGCCAUAACUCAAGCCUGUAACUAUACCGAAGGUGAGAACAUGGUUUGUGUUUUGGAUUUCAAAAGAGAAACCGGCAUGUGGCACAGCAUCUUGGCCAGCGUACUGAACGGAAUGCACGUUAUAUUCAUACCGUACGCUUUGAUGAAAGUGAACCCAGCUUCGUGGAUGCAGAUGAUUACCAAGCAUAAAGCUACCGUUGCCGUGGUCAAGUCACGCGAUCUGCAUUGGGGACUAUUGGCCACCAAAGAUCAUAAAGAUAUUACGCUGUCGUCGCUGCGAUUGCUGCUGAUCGGAGAUGGAGCUAAUCCGUGGUCGUUGUCGUCUUGUGAUCAAUUUCUUAGCGUGUUUCAACCCAAAGGUCUUCGACCGGAUGCGGUAUGCCCGUGCGCGUCGUCCAGCGAGUGCCUGACUGUUUCGAUUCGCAGACCUGGCAGAGCCGGAGUAAACGCUACCGGAAGAGGAAUACUUUCCAUGUCUGGACUGAGCUACGGUGUUGUACGAGUCGAUCAGGAGAAUUCAUUAACUUCAUUAACGUUACAAGACUGCGGUCAAGUGAUGCCUGGUUGUGUAAUGGUUGUUGUGAAACUGGAAGGACCAACGUAUUUAUGUAAGACAGACGAAGUGGGAGAGAUUUGCAUUAGUUCAGGAGGAACUGCUAGUCAAUAUUGGGGAUUACCCGGAUUUAGUAAUACUACGUUUAAAGUAACGCCUUUGCUGGCCGAUGGCAAACCUUUGAGCGAUACAGAUUUCACGAGAUCCGGAUUAUUAGGAUUUUUAGGACCGGGAGGUUUGGUGUUCGUUUGCGGUUCUCGCGACGGUUUGAUGACGGUGACUGGACGUAAACAUAAUGCCGACGACAUAAUCGCGACUGUAUUGGCUGUGGAACCUAUGAAAUUCAUUUAUAGAGGUCGCAUAGCUGUAUUUAGCAUUCGAGUUCUGCGCGACGAACGUAUCUGCGUGAUUGCCGAACAGAGACCAGAAUGCAGCGAAGAAGAGAGUUUCCAAUGGAUGUCCAGAGUCUUACAGGCGGUUGAUUCGAUACAUCAAGUCGGUCUAUACUGUUUGGCUUUAGUACCACCGAAUUACCUGCCGAAAACACCUUUGGGAGGAAUCCAUCUAUCGGAAUGCAAGCGUCGAUUCAUGGAAGGCAAUCUGCAUCCAGCCAACGUACUUCUAUGUCCUCACACGUGUGUUACGAACUUACCGAAACCGCGGGAGAUACAUUCGGCCGUUAAAUCUGUUCCAGAUGUGGGACCUGCUUCGGUAAUGGUUGGCAACAUCGUGCAAGGAAAUAGACUCGCGUCAGCUCAAGGCAGAGAUGUCAGAUUAGCCGAUGACGAAGCUGAUACGCCCAAGAAAUUUAUCGCCGAGAUACUCAAAUGGAGAGCUCAGAGUACAGCAGAUCAUGUAAUAUUUACGUUACUGAAUGCUAAAGGCGCCGCUUCUGCUACGCUUACGUGCUCGCAGCUGCAUAAGAAAGCGGAGAGGAUCGGAUCGUUGUUGCAAGAAAGAGCCAAGGUUAAUACCGGCGACCACGUCGCUUUGAUAUUUCCUCCCGGUAUCGAUCUUAUAUGCGCUUUUUACGGCUGUUUAUAUGUUGGAGCUGUACCAGUAACGAUUCGACCACCUCAUCCGCAAAAUUUACAAACUACGUUACCAACCGUUCGCAUGAUUGUGGACGUCAGCAAAUCUGUUCUAGUCUUAUCUAACCAAAAUGUCAUUAAAUUGCUCAAAUCGAAGGAAGCCAGCGGUGUUGUAGAUAUUAAAUCGUGGCCAAUUACCCUUGAUACAGACGAUAUGCCCAAGAAGAAACUUUCCUCUUUGUAUAGAGCUCCGACAGCGGAGAUGUUAGCAUAUCUUGAUUUCAGUGUUUCAACGACUGGCAUGUUGGCUGGUAUCAAAAUGUCGCAUACGGCUCUAACUUCGCUCUGUAGAUCGAUGAAGUUGGCCUGUGAGUUGUACCCCUCACGUCAUAUCGCCCUCUGCCUCGAUCCAUAUUGUGGAUUAGGGUUCGCAUUGUGGUGUUUAAGCAGCGUGUAUUCUGGUCAUCAUUCGAUUCUCAUUCCUCCUUCGGAAGUCGAAGUGAACCCAGCACUAUGGUUAUCCGCUGUCAGUCAGUAUCGAGUCAGAGAUACAUUCUGUUCUUACGGUGUCAUGGAACUUUGCACCAAAGGUCUAGGAUCAUCUGUGAAUCAAUUGAAACAACGAGGAGUUAGUUUAAGCUGCGUUCGAACUUGCGUAGUCGUCGCCGAAGAACGACCUCGUAUCACGUUAACGACCAGUUUCUCGAAAUUAUUCUCAGCAUUGGGGCUGAGCCCUCGAGCAGUAUCCACCAGUUUCGGAUGCAGAGUCAAUAUCGCAAUUUGCUUACAGGGUGCAUCAAGUCCUGAACCCUCAAGCGUUUAUGUUGAUCUACGUGCUUUACGAAAUGACCGUGUUUCGUUAGUCGAACGUGGCAGUCCGCACUCGCUCUGCUUACUCGAAUCCGGUAAACUGCUACCCGGCGUUAAAGUAAUCAUCGCCAAUCCAGAAACCAAAGGCCAAUGUGGAGAUUCUCAUUUAGGAGAGAUUUGGGUCCAAUCGCCUCACAGCGCUAGCGGGUAUUUCAGUAUUUACGGCGAAGAUAGCGAAUACAACGAACAAUUCAGCGCACGUUUGGUUACCGGUAAUACGAACGAGGUCUAUGCUCGGACCGGAUAUCUAGGAUUCCUCAGAAGAACCGAAUCAAUAUCGUCGAACCAACCUGCUCUCAUUUCGGAAGCUACUGAUGUCUCUAGUAUCAGCGAAUUAUCUAUCGGAUCUAAUAGCUCUUUUGAAUCUUCUGACUUACACGAUGCAGUAUUCGUAGUCGGUGCCCUAGACGAGACGAUUAUGCUACGUGGAAUGCGAUACCAUCCGAUCGACAUCGAAAACAGCGUCAUGAGAUCACAUAAGAAAAUCGCCGAAUGCGCUGUAUUCACCUGGACCAAUUUACUAGUCGUGGUCGCCGAACUGGAUGGCAACGAAAGCGAAGCUUUAGACUUGGUGCCAUUAAUUACAAACGCUGUCUUGGAAGAGCAUCAUCUGAUCGUUGGCGUUGCUGUCAUCGUCGAUCCUGGAGUCGUACCUAUUAACUCGAGAGGUGAAAAACAACGCAUGCAUUUACGCGACGGUUUCCUGGCCGAUCAACUGGAUCCGAUUUACGUAGCUUAUAACAUGUAAAUUACCUAUUAAUGAACGACGACGAUUGAUCUUUUCAUUCGAGUAUAUCUUUGUCCCCUUCCCUCAUUCCGUGGAAAUAUUUCGUGAGGCAUUGCUUUUUAGCUUAUACAUUUUAUACCGUGUUCGAUAUAGACGCACUGUUCUCCUUACGCUUAGCUAUUUUUUUCUCUUCCUUAUCCUCUUAUACUAUUAAUUUAAUAAUAAUGUAAUUAACGUGCAAUAUUUUAUCAAGGUUCGUUUCAGAACGUUUACCACUUCGAAAGGUAUGGAUUAUAGUGAUAGGUUGUUUUAUUAUGUAUUUAGCCUUUAAAAAAACAAAAAAAAAAUUAAAGACUCUAUUAUCGUUAAUAGUAUAACCAAGUAGUUAAUUUGAUAUCCUGCCUGAUAGUGUAAUAUAAUAAACGAAAAAAAAAGAAUUAUUAUACUUAACAUCGACAUUAUUUUUAACAUUUUUUGUUUUUAUGUUUUUGUUUUUUUUCUCCCAAUUUGUUUUUUUUUUGCUGCGUAUUUUUAUUAUUAUUUUUUUCUAAAAAAAAAUAUGUUUAUUUGUAUGUACAAAAAUAUUUACCUACCUAUUUCUAUAUAGGUAAAAUUUGUAAAUAGGAAAAAAAUUACCGCUUUAUUUUUACGAGUAAUUUUUUUUCGUUUUCAUUUUUAGAAUAUUGUAAUUUUUUGUAUUAUUUUGAUUUAUAUGUAUUUUAGUAUAUAUAUGAUAUAAAUAGCCUCGUGUAUUUAAUUUACGUUUUAACUGUCUUUCCAAGUUUAUAGUGGCUAGAGCGUUUAUCUUUUUAUUAUUUUUUUUUCGUUUUUAUUUCGAUGUAAUUUUUUUUCUUCUGAUUUUUUUUACCGCUAUAGAAUCGAUGUAUUUUGUUACUGUAAUAGUGCCAUGUGAAGAUUUUUUUUAAAAGUUUUUUUUUUAUUAUUAUUUUGUAUUAUUGAGUCAUACAAGACACGUUAUCUCGAUUCUCGAAUCACGAUAUUUUUGUAACGUGAGUAUAUUGUUUACGCGUGAGAAACAUGGUUCUUUUAUGUUUUUGUAAUUUAUAUCAUUCUUUAGUGUAGCUUUGAUCUUGAUUGUGGAAAUUUUGACGAAUCAAAUAAAUUUUCAAUGGUU